AUGUCGUCCUACGUAUGUACUAAAGCCUCCGUCUCCAAUCCUUUAGACUCCAUGGGUGCGAAUCUUCAUGAAGCGCAUCAAGUAUGCUGCAAGUCUUUGGCACUGUUGUUCUUCGUGUGCUUCGCCCUCUCCAUGUAUGGAGGCUGCUCCCAUGCCUGCGUCAGCUCGGUUGACAUAGUCGUGUGCAGGGGGCGGAAUCUCUCGGCUGUGCCCGCCAACCUCAGUGACCUCGUAUGGCGCCUUGACCUGAGCUCCAACGCCAUCGCCUCCCUGAGUUCCAGCUGGACGUCGCGCCCGCUGCUCAGGCUGGAGGUCCUGGUGCUGGCCCAGAAUGCCCUUGGCACCAUCGGGCCGGGCGCCUUUGUCGGCACGCCUCACCUCCGCCACCUGGACCUGUCCUCCAACCGGCUAAAGUGGCUUAUCGGGGGGUUGUUCAAGGGGCUCGGUGAACUCGAGGAGCUGCUUCUGUUCGACAACCGCCUGGGCCGGAUCAGCGGCCGUGCGUUCGAGGGCCUCGGCGGCCUCCGGAGGCUCCAUCUUGGCAGGAACCGGCUCGCGCAGCUGCCCCCCGAGACGAUCGACGGCGUGGCGUCUUUGUCCGAGCUCCGAGUCUUUGAUCUGUCCUCGAACAUGCUGCGCGCGGUCCCAGUGGCCUCCAUCCUCGCGCUGCCUCCCUGGACGCAGGCUGGCCUUUACCUGCACGAUAAUCCUCUGGUCUGCACGUGCGCCCUGCGCGCCAUGCUGCAGCAGUGGGCCGGCCAGCGUUACAGGACAAUGGUGGACUUUGGACACGGCCAUCCCUGCCUCGGAGGAACCCCUGGGGAGACGCUGAACUGCUCGCGGGAGCUGCGUGACUGCACUCAGCCGGUCAAGGUGGUGCUCCAGGUGAGGCUAGGCGAGCAGUUGCUUCUGCCAUGUUUGGAUUCGACAGAGCAACAGGGGUCAUCGGUGCGCUGGGAGACCCCAGACCAGGAGGCCUCACCUGGGGAGGAGCAGCACCUGCUCGUGCACUCAAACGGCACCCUGGAGAUCCAAAGGGUGCGCCCGGAAGAUUCCGGAACAUACCACUGUAAGGUGAUCAGCGGGGGGCGAGAAGGCUCUGAAAGGUUAGUGGAGGUCAUUGUGAGUGACAGCGAGGCGGCAUCAACACCACACCACACAGGUCUCACAGCUUUGGUCUCCUGGAUGGUCAGUAUCGUCCUGCUGCUGUCCUACCUCUACUUUAGUCCAUGUCGUUGCCGCUGUCGUCGCAAACACUUGGGUGUGUCACAUCCUGCCAGAAGCAAUCCUCAGCUUCAAGGGCAGCCCAGCUCAGCUAAAAAGGUGGUUUUUGUGGAGCCUUGGAUGGAAGUGACUGCCAUUGAUGUGGCUCACUCAACAGGAGCGGCCAAUCCAGUCGCCACCAGAAGCAUCCUGAAGAAUGGUGGAAACCCCUCUGAUCCUCCGAUAAGAGAAAUGUGCCACCUGAUUUAG
Molecule: messenger RNA, 1473 nt
Organism: Sardina pilchardus (European sardine)
Lineage: Eukaryota; Metazoa; Chordata; Actinopteri; Clupeiformes; Clupeidae
Product: amphoterin-induced protein 2-like
Exons: 1
Coding region: 1-1473 (490 amino acids)
Cellular component (GO): plasma membrane
Molecular function (GO): protein binding
Source: RefSeq, a predicted model, not a curated record